Molecule: messenger RNA, 733 nt
Organism: Diabrotica balteata
Lineage: Eukaryota; Metazoa; Arthropoda; Insecta; Coleoptera; Chrysomelidae
Source: the annotation of a GenBank genome assembly
GGAGAAUAUAGUUAAAUAUUUACACAUAUCUAGCACAUAUCGUGUUAAAUUAGAUCAAAUAAAAAAAAAUGAUUAUUUUUAUCGCAGUUGUUUGUUUUCUUGUAAUUUCUACGCAAGCACAAGUUCCUGUUAAGAAAUGUCCAGAUGUAACCGUAGUGGAAGAUUUCAAUUUAACUGCAUAUCUAGGUGACUGGUAUGAACAAGCAAGAUACCCUAGUUCAUUGGAAGAUCGGGGAAUAUGUGUUUAUACCAAUUACGCACCUAAUAAGCUAGAGGGUGACACAGAUCUAGAGGAUGAUAAUUCUGUAAAGAGCCACACCGAAUUUAUUAAUUCAGACACAAAUGAAAAAUCCAUCCUCGAUGGAGUUGCAACACAAGAUCCAGACAAUGCAGCCAAAUUUAUAUUAAAUUUGACCAAUCCAAUAGAUUUAAGCGUACCUUUUUGGAUUCUUGGGACAGACUAUACAGGAUUUUCUGUGGGUUUCUCUUGUUCUGAACAAAAUAAUGUUACUGGAAUGAGUCUUUUCAUUCAAACAAGAAGUCCUGAUCCAAUACAAGUUGAUUUAGAUGCAGCUAUCAAAGUUAUCAAAGACAACAAUCUUCCUACAGCUUAUUUAACACAAACAGAACAAGAUGUCUGUGAUUAUUAAAUUAUAAAAUAUACUAAAUCUACGAUUUUCAGUUAUUAUUGAAAACUAUGUUUUUUUAACAAUAAAAUAUGUUUUGAUGUAGA